AUGAAACAGCAGCAACAACCACCACGUGCCCAGCCUGCUCAACAAACUCAAUCACCUCAGCAAACUCAAACACAACUGCCCACCAACACGGUUACUUCACCUACAUCCACAUCAAGCAGGAGUUAUCCAAUGCACGAGGCAGCGUUCAAGGGCGAGCAUGACAAGAUAGUGUCAUUGUUGUUGUUUACUCAAGGCAAGGCUCCAAAGACACAGGGCACAAAUAUACCCAGCAGCGCAGCAACCAGCCAAAAGACUCAGCAACAUUUGCAACAACAGCAUCAGACGCAGUUGGACAUCGAGUCUAAGUAUGAGUUCUCUGGUGUCAACAGUCUAGAUGACAAGAAGACCACGCCAUUACAUCACGCCUCAUUCAAUGGACAUAAAUCAUGUGUGCGUAUGAUGUUGGCGUCUGGUGCUUACCCAGACAUCCAGGACAACGACGGCGGCACGCCUCUGCACAAUGCAUCAUUCAAUGGAUACUGGGGCAUCAUGAUGUUGUUGAUCGAAGCUGGCGCAGAUAUCAACUCGCGAGACGUCGACCUCAACACUGCACUCCAUAAAGCAUGUUACAGUGGCUUCCACAAGUGUGCCGAGCUCCUGAUACAACAUGGUGCCGAUAUAGAGGCCCGCGAUUGUCGCGGCGUUACACCGCUGCUCAAGGCCAUCGCGAACCAACAUCUGACAUGUCAGCAAUUCCUCAUGGAGAAGGGUGCUGACAUUAAUGCUUGCGACUACUCGGACGCCACCGCGCUGCACAUGGCCGCUUACAAGGGUGGUGAGAAAGGAGUCCGUCUGCUUCUGGAGAAGGGUGCGCAGGUAAAUGCCGUCGACAAAGAAGGUUACACAUCACUGCACAAUGCAGUGUUCAAUGGAUACGAGGAGAGUGCACGACUACUCCUAGAUCAUGGAGCAAUAAUCGAUCACAGGUCACUGGAUGGCUGUUCACCACUUCACCUAGCUGCAGCCAAUGGCUACAGUCAAUGCGUUAAACUAUUAAUUAGACGUGGAUGUAAAUUGGAUCAAAGGGAGGAGAAGAGAAGUAGAUCAGCACUUCAUCUUGCCGCUGGAAAGGGCAAUGUAGAAUGUGUGGACAUGUUGUUAAAGGCUGGAAGCGAUCCAAAUGCAAAGGAUAUUUAUGGAAAGACUCCAAAGAAUUUGGCCAAGAAUCCAGAAGUGAUCACCCUGUUGACAACAUAUGAGGAGUUGAAGAAACGAUCAAAGAGUAAGAGUGCAAUGAAGAGUUCAGAUACUUCCGAGUCGAUAUACAUGAUGGAGAACAAUAUUGUCACAGGUUUACCAGUCUCCAUUUCAUCGACCUCAACAAAGACACCUGCACUCAGCAACUCAUCAUCCUCGGAGCAACAACAGCAACAGCAACAACAGCAGCCACAGACGAGUAUUAGCCACUCCACUAGUAAUCGCUCUUCCAAGACCUCAAUGGGUGAAUCGGAUGGCAUGUCCAACUUGACACCAGCUCACUCAAUUGUGCUCAAAGAGGAAGGAGUUGCCAUAUCACCACCAGCAUCAUCAACUUCCCAAUCAUCUCCUCCACACUCAACCAAUGGCUCCUUGUCACGUACUGCCUCUUUCGACUCGUUGACAGCGUCAUCCGCCAGUGAUGUCAAAGACCAGGACCCAGCCAAACUGGACAUCUAUGGCUUUGUCAAGACGCCAAACACCACCAGCACACACGCCGAUGACUUUGUUCGCACCAAGAAGACCGAUCAACAGGAGCGAAAAUGGGCCAAGAUGACCAAGAACUGGCCAAAGUUUGCCAAGUCAACCAAGUUGAGGGACAGACUGCCCAAGGGUAUCCCGAGCAGUGUCCGUGGCUUUGUCUGGCAACGUCUGGUCAACAUUCAGGAGAUCAAGAACAAGUCCAAGGUCACGUACAGGGAGUUACUCGAGAUGAAAGCACAGCCAUCAGUCGUCGCUCAGAUCCAACGGGACAUCAGCCGCACAUUCCCCAAGCACAGCUUCUUCAUUGAGAAGGGUGGAUACGGCCAGCAGAUCCUAUCCAACAUUCUGACGGCGUUCUCCAUCUACAACCCCGAGGUUGGAUAUUGUCAGGGCAUGGGAUUCAUCACAUGUUUGCUCAUAAUCUACAUGGCAGAGGAGGAUGCCUUCUGGGUGCUUGUCCAGCUUUCCGAAAAGUAUGGCAUGUCCAACAUGUGGCGUCCAGAGUUCCCCUACCUCCAGAACUCCUUUGUACUUCUAAACCAAAUGCUCGAGGGCCAAUUCCCACAACUAUAUUCACAUAUUCAAAGACAGAAUGUUUUCACGCCACUAUUCUCUUCACAAUGGUUCAUAUGCCUGCUUAUAUAUAAUCUACCAUUCCCAAUGAUCGUUAGGAUAUGGGACUUGUUCCUCUAUGAUGGCUUGGUAGUGAUCUUUGCCGCGGCUCUAGCACUCUUCAAGACGUAUGAGGACCAGAUUAUGAAGUUGGAGUUUGAAGAGAUACUCAACUUGCUCAAGUUCUCCAAUGGAGAAGACAAGUCCCCAAUGAAAGUGGACAUCAACGCCUUUAUGAAGUUGGUCGUUCACUAUAGGAACAAGAUCAGACACUUUGUAACCGAGCACCAGAUCCCUGAUCCACACACCUAUGUUGCCCCAGCUAGCGGUGGUAUCAGCAAAGACAAGGAGAAGGAAAAGGAUAAGGAAUAA
Messenger RNA from Acytostelium subglobosum LB1, 2664 nucleotides. RefSeq lists its product as hypothetical. Lineage: Eukaryota; Evosea; Eumycetozoa; Acytosteliales; Acytosteliaceae. Gene Ontology annotation, molecular function: protein binding. The record is from RefSeq and is a predicted model, not a curated record. The coding region runs from base 1 to 2664 and encodes 887 amino acids. The transcript has 4 exons.